AUGGCGAAAACGAAAGAUCUACAGACUCUCAUCGACCUCACCACAUCCGCGCAAAGACUCUUUACCCACUAUCAGGCCUCGCUUGCGCCCUCGAACGUUACUACACCUACAAGUCAGACGGCAGAGAGCGGUCUCCCCAACCCACUCGAAGCCGUCAAAGCGUCAGUCACGCUUCUUAAAUCGCAUACGACCACCCUGUCCCUGCUCCUCCUUACGCCCCCCCUCACACCCUCUGCUGUGAUUGCAAAACUCAACGAAAUAAGCUCAGGGCCACUGAGUGGUAUGGUUGCCGCUGCCUCAUACACAUAUCAAGAUGGCCAGAUCGAUCCACUGGGUACAAUCAUGCGAGUCGAAGUCAAGUCACAAGUGCGAAGACUUAUAUCUACAUGGGGCGAUGUCCUUGCCCUGAUUUCAAAGACGGCAGAGAGAAGACAAGCAACCAAGAAAGAUGUUGGACUUUCAGAGAGCGAAAAGCAAGAGGUUCUCUCCGCUACUGGCAUGGUAUGGGGAGCAUGCGACACCCUACUCAAGCUAUGUACCGAUGGUAUCGUCGGAUUAAUAGUCAGGAAAGCAGGGGAGCUGAGGGCCGUGCUCCUUGAUGCGAUCGAGGAGCUCAAGGAAUGGGGCGAUGACAUUGAUGACGGAAGCGACGACGAAGCAACGCACAGCGAUGAUGAUGAAGACGACAUGUUUGGUUCAUCGAACAAGCUUGGCAAGGACGACAAGGAAUUGAAGGACUUAUUGGAUGCAAGCCUCAAGAAGCUCAAGAUGAUUGGCAUGCUCUACCAGGCCUUGAUCAAGCGGAGGCUGAAGACCUAUACUCCAUCUCCCCCGCUAGCCGCUAACGGUGUCAAAGACGCGACAAUUAAUCCCAGCACAAAGCUAGACAAGCUGAUGGAUAAGAUGAAGACCAUACCUGAGACGGCUGACGAUUUGGCGAGCGCGUUCUACGACCUUGACGAAGACGAGGUGAAGCAGACACUGGACAAAUGCUGCACGGCAGCCAAGGACGCAGUAGAUAUCGUCAAGCAAAGUUGGAACGGUAGGGACGAUGAGUUCACAGCAUGGUCAACAAAGUGGCUGGAUGCGCUGGAAGCGUCGUGA
This is a messenger RNA of Plenodomus lingam JN3, 1104 nucleotides long. RefSeq lists its product as uncharacterized. Gene Ontology annotation, cellular component: nucleus. Lineage: Eukaryota; Fungi; Ascomycota; Dothideomycetes; Pleosporales; Leptosphaeriaceae. The record is from RefSeq and is a predicted model, not a curated record. Gene Ontology annotation, biological process: regulation of cell cycle.